Messenger RNA from Ctenopharyngodon idella (grass carp), 1233 nucleotides. It is a transcript of the gene lepa, whose product is annotated as leptin a. Gene Ontology annotation, molecular function: hormone activity. The transcript is spliced from 3 exons. NCBI's taxonomy places the organism in Eukaryota, Metazoa, Chordata, Actinopteri, Cypriniformes, Xenocyprididae. Gene Ontology annotation, cellular component: extracellular region. The coding region runs from base 201 to 722 and encodes 173 amino acids. Gene Ontology annotation, biological process: signal transduction. The record is from RefSeq and is a predicted model, not a curated record.
AGGUUUGUGUUGUGUCCCCCCUCAUGCUGUUCUGCACUGGGAGAAUCAGGGAAGGAAUGGCUGAGGUGAUUCACACAUGAGUCAACAGCUAUCAGCUAUAUAAGCCUGACCACUCAUGGAGCCUGGGUAUCAUACAAUCCUCACAUCUCAAAGCAGGUAUUGCAGUAUUGCCAAGAUAAAGACCACCAUAUACAAGAACCAUGUAUUCUCCAGUUCUUCUCUACACCUGCUUUUUGAGCAUUCUUGGUAUGAUUGAUGGCCGUUCGAUCCCUAUUCAUCAGGAUAACCUCAAAAACUUGGUCAAACUACAGGCAGACACCAUCAUCCACAGAAUUAAGGAACACAAUGAGAAGCUAAAACUGUCUCCAAAGAUCCUCAUUGGGGAUUCAGAGCUUUACCCCGAGGUUCCUGCUGAUAAACCUAUCCAAGGGCUUGGGUCCAUCGUGGACACCCUAACUACCUUCCAGAAGAUUCUUCAAACACUGCCCAAGGGGCAUGUGAGCCAGUUACACAAUGAUAUGUCCACCCUUUUGGAAUACUUUAAAGACAGGAUGACAUUUAUGCGUUGCACACUAAAGGAGCCAGCCAAUGGGAAGUCACUGGACACUUUCAUAGAGAAGAACGCCACCCACCACAUUACUUUUGGGUACAUGGCUUUAGACAGACUGAAACAGUUCAUGCAAAAGCUGAUAGCUAAUCUUGACCAGUUGAAGAGCUGCUAAUCUGCCACUAUUAUAGCAUUACGGUAUACUAUUUAUUAUAUUUAUUUAAAACCCUGUAUAUUUAUAGACCAAAGUAUUUUUUGGCACAUUUUAAUGUACAAACAAAUUUAAAAAUUAUUUCCUGCUAUUAAACAGAAAGCCAGAAAUGUUGCUUGCGACAUCAUGGUGCGCCAAUCAAUUUGUCCUUACGAUGUAAACAAACACUAGCAAUCUGAUACCUGCACACAUUGCCAUGUCAUACUUCAUGCUGUUUGCAGGAUGACAUCAGCACUUGCUGCGCUUGCUCAAUGAUGUCACUGUUUACCAGAAGCAGCGAGGUCAGACUCUGCUGGGAAGCUGGAAUUAUGUUCCCACUUCUUGCUGCAACACCAGCAAUGUAGGACACACACCAAAAUAUAUAUAUAUUUUCCUACACAGUUUGAAUCUAUGCACUUUAAAUAUCCUGUGAUUGUAAAUAGUUUUGUAUUUGUAUUUUUCCAUAAAAAUAAACCAAUAAAAUAAAUUUAUUGUA